This is a messenger RNA of Humulus lupulus (European hop), 1572 nucleotides long. RefSeq names its product shikimate O-hydroxycinnamoyltransferase-like. The coding region runs from base 33 to 1370 and encodes 445 amino acids. Lineage: Eukaryota; Viridiplantae; Streptophyta; Magnoliopsida; Rosales; Cannabaceae. The transcript is spliced from 2 exons. Gene Ontology annotation, molecular function: acyltransferase activity, transferring groups other than amino-acyl groups. The record is from RefSeq and is a predicted model, not a curated record.
AUAUAUAUAUAACAGUAAUUUAUAUAAGCAAGAUGGGCAUCUUCAUCGACGUAAAGAAGACGACGGUGGUGAAGCCAGCGGCGGCGACGCCUCGGCACGUGCUAUGGAACUCGAACGUGGACCAGUUGGUGCCCAGAUUUCUUCACGUCUCAACCGUUUACUUCUACAGACCAAUAAUAUCAUCAACUCCAACGGUGGCUGAUCACGGCGACUUCUUCGAUUCCUUCAUACUCAAGGAAGCCCUAAGUAAGGUCCUGGUCCCCUUCUACCCCGUUGCCGGUCGCUUGCUAGCUUCCUCCUCCGAAAAUGGCCGUAUCGACAUCGACUGCAACGGCGAGGGUGUCCUCUUUGUGGAGGCUCAGACCAACUCUGUGGUCCAUGAUUGUGGUGACUUUAAACCAUCACCAAAGCUUAGGUCUUUGGUUCCCACUGUUGAUUAUUCUGCCGGCAUAUCUUCAUAUCCUCUACUGCUCAUACAGGUAACUUACUUUAAAUGUGGAGGAGUAUCAAUUGGUGUUGCCAUAGAACACCACGUGGUAGACGGUGUGUCUGCUAUUCAUUUUCUGAAUUCAUGGUCUGACAUGGCUCGUGGUAUUGGCCUUAAAACGCCACCAUUUAUAGACAGAACUGUACUUCGUGCACGUAACCCACCUGCACCUAUGUUUGAUCACGUCGAAUCUAAACCUGAUCUGACGAAGAAAACUACUACAACUGGGAACAUUGACAUUGCUAUCUAUAAGUUGACCAGCGAGCAACUCAAGACCUUGAAAGCCAAGUGUAGGGUUAGCAAUCAAAAUGGCGAUGAGAACAAACCCAAGUACAGCUCCUACGAGAUACUGGCUGGUCACAUUUGGAGAUGUGCAUGCAAAGCACGCAAACUUAGUGAUGAUCAAGAGACUAAGUUGCACAUUGUGGUUGAUGGAAGGUCUAGGCUGCAGCCACCGCUUCCACCUGGCUACUUUGGUAAUGCGAUUUUCUCAACUACAUCGAAAGUUAGGGUUGGAGAAUUAGUACAAUCAGAGUUACAGUACGCUUCAAACCAAAUCCAGAGUACAUUAAGACAAGUUGAUGAUUGUUAUUUGAGAUCGGAACUCGACUAUCUAGAGCUUCAACCUGAUAUAUCAGUCCUCAGUAGAGGCUCACAUACGUUUAGAAGCCCAAAUCUUGGAAUUAAUAGUUGGAUUAGAUUACCCUUUUAUGAUGCUGAUUUUGGUUGGGGUAGACCAAUUUAUGUGGGACCUGCUACAAUCCUCUAUGAUGGUAUAACUUAUUUGUUGUCUAGUCCAGAUGAUGAUGGGAGCUUGUUGGUGGCAAUUGGUCUCCAACAUGAUCACAUGAAGGGUUUUGAGAAGUUUUUAUAUGACAUAUGAUCGAAGGAGAUUUUUCGCAUUUUUUGUCCUGCUAUGUGGUUAUGAGUUUGGUGAUAGUAUGUUAUGUUUAAAUUUAUGUUUACUUUUAAUUAUAUAUAUAUUGUUUAUUUUAAUUAAUCUCAGUUAUUCAAAGAAACGAAUUGGAGGGUUGUUAGAGAAUUAAAAGAAUUAUGAAUUAUUAAUAUUAUUAGAAUUAUAUAUA